GCGCACAUCUUUUUUAAGAGCGAUUUUGCCGUAAUUCAGCAUUGAGUUCCUGCUUUCUUGGAAAGGCCUUUGGAUAGUUCAAGGCAUUGUUUGUACAUGCAAGUGUUUUCCAGUGUUGGAUAGCGGUUUUGUACAUGUCUAAGGUGAGUGAACGAGGCGAAGAUCGACCUUGCAGUCUUGGGAACGUGCAGACUGUGACUGCACGUUAGUCUUUUCGCUUAUGAUUGCAUUUCUCGUUUUGGUCAUGAAACAUCUUGCUCGGGAAUUCGAAAGUUCAGAGAGCUCAUCUCUUGUAAUCUUUCAAAGAACAUCUAAUCAAGCAUUUCAUGGAUAAAAAUUGAUCAAUUUUUAUAGGUAUUCGUUUUCAAACACAGCUGUAUCUCGUUAUUAACAUAAAUAAACAUCCACGUACUAAUCGCCGGUUCGAUGCGGUUGUAGUAUUUUGGAAAUGUUUCUCAAGUUUUUUGCGAUAUUCAUAGCCUAUUGAUGACCUGGAGAUAGUUUACAUUGCGAAAGGAAGCAAGAUUGCUGGGAACAUGUUCCAACGUAAUCAACGAAAAAAGUUCAUUUGCAGCCAUUUAAUAGUAACACACACAACGGAGCUAUUUUCUCGUCCAUACAUAUAUCAUGUAUAAGCAUCGUGUCUUGGCGCGACAUAGAGCCAGGGUGUUGUAAUUAAUUAUGAGCAAUCAUAACAUGAUUGUUUAACCUGUUACACCUUAACAUCAGUCUGCAUAUUCUCCAUUCUGUUCUUCACACAUUUCUUGAGGUCGUGACGAGGAGAAUUUGUCGAGCAAUCAAGAGUUUCUUUAGUUGGCGAUCAUUUCCUCCAUUCUCAUGAACUUACUGUUUUAUUUGGGGGUGAUACUGUAAGGAGAAUCUAGAUGCUAGUCACCCUUAGGGUUAAAGGUUUACGACAUGAUUCUGCCUUUCUUCUUUUAAUACCAUGAAAGGUUUUAGGAAUAAACUUUUUGAUUCAAACAACAGGUGCUGGAAGAGCAAUUUUAUAGAUAAAAUUUGAGCAAGUAGAGCUUGAAUAGGAAAGAAACAGAGUAAUUAUUUUUUUUGAAUUGUCAUUAAAAAUCUUAUUGUACCUGUGUUAAGGUGAGGAUAGUUAUGUUUGACUCUUGAUAUAGCUGCAAUUCAGAGAUAUAAGGCUGACUUUGUUAUACAUGUGUACUAUUAAUAUUAAGUGCAGUCUGCAGACUGAAGCAUUUAAUUUUCUCCAUUUUUUAAGUAAGGAAAUAGAUUAUCUGAUGGUGGUGAUUUUACACAUACAUGUGUACAUAAAAACCUGUUUUAUCAGCAUUAUAGAAAAAGUGAAGUUUCACUUCUGUCACAGUCACUGUAUGAAUAAGCAGAUCUCAAUUUUACUGGCUCUAAGCUGUGAUAAAUCACAUUGAUGUAUUUCUUGUGUCAGUUAACUGUUUCUUUUAACUUUUGUAUAUUGAGCCAUGGAUUGGAAGUUCGGGAAAUUUUAUGAUGGUAACAACCAAAAUAUAGUAAGGAUCAGUUACCUGCCUUUUAUUUGUGUUCAAAGUUUUGUUUGCUGAUCAUAUAUAAAUUGUUGUUGUUGUUUUUUUUUUUAUUUGAUGGUUUCAUAUUGUGUUUGAAACAACUUAUCAGUGAGUUUUACUUCCUUAUCAUAUUGAGAAACCUUAAGCAUGUGCUCAAGCUUAUUUCUUUAAAAGGAAACAUUUGAAAGUUGAUCGGUCAUAAUUCAUGUUUGUUUGAAUUUUAGUUUGAUUAUGGCAGAAGUGUAUUCAUACCUGAAGAACAGCAAAGAAUGUAUUCUUACAACUGAAGAUAUUUUUAUAGAUCCUUGUACAAAUUUGACAUAUUAACUCACCACAGUGUUACAUAUACAUGUACUUGGAGGCGGACUUUAAAAGUAGUCUCAUUGAUGUUUAUAAAUCUUCAUAACACGACACAUCGAUGCUUGAUGACUCAGAAACUAUCUUAACUUUUAUGCUUAAUAACACUUGGCAGUUUGAUGCAAAGAUGAGGUUAGCAGUCAUUUUAAUUAAAGUGUUAAUUUUAUGAAUUGAGUUUAUGGUUGAACUACUAGAUAUAAUUAUGUUUUUUUUUUCAUACUGACUGGGCAUGUAUUGGAAUGCCAGUGGUGUGCUCUACUUUGUAAGAUGUCUUGAUAUUGGUGUUGUGUUGGUUAAAUUUUGUAGCCUCCUUUUGUGUGAUGAAUGAUAUUUGUAACAAGUUCAUGUCUUGUUUAUUAUUUCAUUGCAGGAUACCCAUGGUAUUGAGCAUCAAUAAAUAUACAUAAAACUGCAGUGUGUGUGCAUAAGCGGGUAUCAAUUAUGCCAAUUCAAAAACCUCAAGGGACAGAAUUUCUUCAGUGCCCAAUAUGUUACAAGGAAUUUGACAAUCAUGACAGGCAGCCAAUCAGCUUGGGAUGUGGACACACAUUUUGUGUUUCCUGCUUGUCAAAACUGUCUAACCCAGGUGGAAAUCUUAUUAAGAUCUUACUAAGAUUCUUGUAAGUUUCUUACUAAGAUUCUUAUUAAGAUUCUUAAUUAAGAAUCUUGUAAGACCUUACAAGAUCUUGUAAGAUCUUGUCACAAGAUUCUUACAAGAAUCUUGUAAGAUCUUACAAGAUCUUGUAAGAAUCUUUGUAAGAUCUUACAAGAUCAAUCUAAGAUCUUACAAGAUCUUUAAAAUCUUGUGGUAAGAUCUUGCCAGAUCUUGCAAGAUUCUUGUAAGAAUCUUGUGACAAGAUCUUACAAGAUUCUUGUAAGAAUCUUGUGACAAGAUCUUACCUGAUCUUGUAAGCCAAGAUUCCUGUAAGAAUCUUUGACAAGAUCUUACCAGGAUUCUUUUAGAGUCUUGAUAAGUAUCUUAGUAAGAAACUUAGAAGAAUCUUACAAGAUCUGGUAGGAUUCCUGUGACAAGAAUCUUAAUUAAGUACCUUCACAAGUUUUCAAAAGAACUUGUUAAGAUUCUCAACAAUGUCUUAAUGAUCUCUAAAAGAAACAAGAACUUGUGAAAAACAACUUACAAGAAUUUUGCAGAAUCUGUAAAAAUUCUUAAAUAUCACAUUUUUUCAGACCAUAGUAGGUAACUGAUGGUUUAUGCAAUAUGCAGUAACUGGAUGAUCGAGGAAUGGAGAUCACAACUAAGAAAGAAUUUCUUCAUCCAACAUUUAAGCAAAAAUUUCAAAUUCUCAACACUGUGAAAUUAAUUACUAAAAAGAUCCUGAUAAGAAACGUUAACUGGUAAACAUUACGAUUUAAAUGACAAAACUUGUGUUUUAAAAAUCUAAAAACAAUUGUUUUAACUGUUCCAUUUGACAGUUUGAUUUGAAAAUAGUUACCUUUCACAAAAAAGCCAUAAUAAAAAGGCAUGUCCCAGUUUUAAAUUGUUCUUUGUUUGAUUCAACUGAAAUAGUUUUUCUAAUUUAAGCAUGAAAACAAAACAAACAACAACAAAAUUUUGUAUUGCAGCAAAUGUGUUCAAAGAAUUAAAGCUCACUAUCACUCAUCUAAGUUGGCAUUUUAGUCAAUUUGACAGCUACUUGACAAGUAAAUUUGCAUAUGUUUCAAUUUUGUACAAAUAUCAACCAAGCCUUAGUUCAUUCAGUCUACGGACUUGUCAACAUUGCCCUAUACAUUUUGAACUUUUCUCUUGGAAUCCAAGCAAUUUUUUAUUCAAGUAGAGCCUUAUUUGAGACCAUCUUAUUCAUUUGGGCAACCAAAAUGGCUCCUGUGGGGAAAAAAAAAGAAAAUAGUAAUUUGUAUGGUACAAAAUAUACUAAAACCUUCGUAUUUUUUAAAAAUCCCUGCCAGAGAGGAGUAAUAGGAGUUUGGUUUCAUUGUACAUCUAAAAUGAAAUGUAACAUGUUAGGAGACAAGAAUCAAGAUUGGAAAAAAAACCCUCAGUGUUUAAAUAAUUAAGUAUCAUAAUCUAUUGUCUGCAGUAGAAUUGUUGCUCUGACUUCAAUUCCAUCUUUCAGUAGUUGACUUGUGGUACUUUAAGAUGCUUCUCAAUGGUUCUCCUUGAUCACCAUCAUGAUGCAAAGAAAAGGAGGUUGACUAUCUUUAACAAGAAUUUAUCAUCUUUAAGAGCAAAAUUUCAUGUACAAGUUCCCAGUUAUGAAUCUUGGCAAUUUGCACUGCCCAACUCAAUCCAACAAAACGCUUUGCACUGCUGAAACAGACAAAAGUUGAUUAAUGAAAAAUUACCUUUUUACAAUCAGAGGAGCUGCCACCCUUCUAUCCCAUUCUGUGCUUGUAGCAUUAAGAUGGGACUCAAAGUCUACUUUAUUCAGGAUACAAUCAUUUUUACAGGUGAUCCUAUCUCUCCAGUUCUCCUGUGAAUAUGAAUUGAAAAAAUGUUUACAUUUGUUGAGCAAUCCUCCACUGAAUUAAGUUUCAUUAACUUUAGAACAAAGAAAAUUGUGAGAAAGGGAAACAAGGAAUCAUAAAUCAGCAUUAAAUGAAAACCAAAAAAAAUACACACACAUUCACAAAACAAAACAUAAAAACUAAACAGAACCAAACAAAAUACAAAAAAUGUUGCAUGGAAUUAAUACAGGUAUUGAAUGUAUUAGAGUAAAAUUAACAGGAUAACACUGCCAAAAAUUCUGCCUUAAGCCAUCUAAGUCAAUGAAGUCUUGAAGGAGGGGGAAUGUCAACAUUGAGUAUUUAGAGUUCUUACAUCAUCAGAAGAAAUUUUUGGUAAUUUUGUUUGCUUUUGGACACGGCCGUGAUAAUCAAACCCAGCUUUCAUCAUCAUCCUCAAGUGGAAACUUUUAAGUAGAACGUGGCAAUUUAUAAUUCAUAAUCGAUUUCGCGUUGUUAUUGCACCCUUCUAGUUUAAAGUGGUUAUUAGUAAAGCCGAAGACAAAUUAAUUGUUUAUUGUGAACCAUUUCCAUGCGAGACGACUGGAAGCUACGAUGAUUCUGCCUACAACACUUAAAUCCAGAACAAAAGUGCAGUAAGGUUAGCAGCCGCCGUUACGUGGUUUUGAUGAUGAUAGCGUUACAUCUCGUGUCAGUUUCCACUCAAUUCUAAACAAAAAGAACCCUAACGAGAUUUUAUGAUUUGCCUUGUACCAAUUACAUAAACUUAUGCUGAAAGAAUCUAAAAAGUGCGAGAAAUAAGUCUAUCGCAUCACCUUCCAGAUGUAUAAUGUUGAUAACGUGAACUUAAUGAAUAAAAGUCAGUUGCACUUACCUUCGGGAUGAUUUGCCUUCAUUUGCUUCAUUACCAGUCGUGCACUAGUGGUUUUUUUAGAAAUCUUCUCAAGGUACUUAAACUACCAAGACCAAUGUGUUCCUUGAGUUAUAAAGCGAGUGUCGUGCACAAUCAUACGUGUGCUUUCUAUGUGCUUAGAUGUGUAAACUAUUCACCUGAGGCCCCUUCACGUGACAGAAUAAAACAAGGAUAUCGCAACCUUUAAUGUGUAAUCGUAGUGUUCUUUCCCAAGAAAAGCAAAACGCGAUUUAUCUCCUCUGGUGUGCUGUAAACUCAUGUUACUUACCGACUGCGUUAUUUUCUGUAUUUUAAGCGACAGUAACAUUAGUUAUUUUGUAAAGAACUUGGCUUGUAAAAUCCUAAUUCUCGAGAUCAUUAUUCUUCUUCAGGGCUUUAGACACAAUUAAAUUUCACAACGAGGUAGAUAACACUCAACCAAAGUAAAAUUUCUGUAAAACUUUGCCGAAACGAAAUGGCGCGAGAACGGUUGACAACAACGGUCGAGUGAACAAUUUGUAAUUUUGCGCCGGCCGUAGCGGGAGACUGGGGAAAACCUUAGUGAAAGUACAAAAUGUCACGCAACUCUCGCAAGUAUUUUGUAAGUAACUACCUAUAAACUUUUUUAAAAUACUUUUAAUUUCUGCCAUCUGACCGGUCUGCAAAUUUCCGAUGUUUAUUUGUUAUUAUUUUGUAAAGAAUUUGGUCGGUAAAAUCCUAAUUCUCAAAAUCAUUCUUCUUCUUUAGGGCUGUAAGGCACAGUUAAAUUUCGCAACCAGGCAGAUAACACUCGACCAAUGUAGAAUUUCUGUCAAACUUUGUCCGAAACGAUAUGAAAAAAAAAAAAAAAAAAAAACAGUUAACAACAACGAUCAAGUGUACAAUUUGCAAUUCUGCGUAUGCGCAGUGGCGUGGAAUGCCUUGGUGAAAGUACAAAUUUCAUGUAACUUUCUUGAAAAAUAUUUUUACAAGUAGCUAGCUAUGAAUUUUUUUUUUUUAAUUACAUCUUUUCACUCUGCCAUCUGGCUGGUCUGCAUACUGCCAUAUUUUUUUUUUUCUGAACCAUAUCAGCGAAAGUCUCUUGCUUGUGGAAUGUGGUGACAUUAUCUAUGGGUGUCUUUAUGUUCAAGGCAAAGAUGGGAAGGUUAAAUCCCUUUCUAGACACUCCCUAUGAACAUGAUUAGUGAUUAUUUAAACUAGCUGUUCAGUAUAUUUCAUAAUCAAUCAUCAAAUGUAAUCUGAAAAGUCUGUCCAAAUUUAAUCUGCUGAUAUCAUAAUUCCAGUGGAACAAUUACCUCUUUAGAAAGCAGCUGCAUGUAUAUUGUGUUCUCAGGUCUGAAAUUUGCACACCAUACCAUAGAAGCUUACUUGACGUUAUGUGAUCCCCUUUUGGACAUGGCAUUUUUUCACAUCAUGUGAGAGGUUUAAAGCCUUAUGCAUCCCCAUGCUCUCUUAUGACAGAACAGGAUAACAUUUCAAGUUACUCAAGAAUGUACUGGAAUAAACUUGAUAAAAUCUUGUCAAGAACAUUUAAAUUCCUACUGAUCUUAAAAUUUUGAUUCUUACAAAACUCUUAGAUGAACUUUAGAUGAAAUCCUGUCUAGAAUCUUAAUGUUACAUUUACAGAUCUUACUUCAUUAUUAAGAUUCUUAAACAAACUUACCAAGAUCUUGUCAAGAAGCUUGUAAGAUCUUCCUUUUCUUAAAGAUUAGGAUUCUUACAACUGAGAUUCUUAAGUGAACUUUAUAUGAUGUUGUUAAGAACUUUCAAGAUCUUAAUGCCCAUGUGUUGUAAAAUUUUUUUUAGGAUUCUUAAAAGAUUCUUAAAUAAACUUAAUAAGAUCUUGUUGAGAACCUUUCAAGAUCUUAACCCCCAUUUCUUGUAAAAUUUUGUGAGGAUUCUUACAAGAUUCUUAAAUAAACUUAGUAAGAUCUUGUUAAGAACCUUCCAAGAUCUUAAUCCCCAUGUGUUGUAAAAUUUUGUCAAGAUUCUUACAAGAUUCUUGUAUAAACUUAAUAAGAUCUUUUAAGAUCUUACAAUGCUCAAACCUGGUUAAGAUUUGUUCAAGAAUUUGGCAAGAUCUUAUUAAGAUUAUUAAUUCUUAAUAAGAUCUUAGUAAGAUCUUCAUCUUAAUUGCCAUCUUAUAAGAUUCUUACAAGAUCUUCCAAGAUCUUACAAGAUCUUCCAAGAUCUUAAUAAGAUUUCCACCUGGGUAAAACACAGUGCCCUACUGAUCAGGCUUCUGUAGAGACAGAUAUAUCCAAACUUCCAUACAACUAUGCUUUGCUUCAAUUAGUUGGAGAAGAAAUACCAGACAAUAGACUUCCCCCAAUUGACAAUCUCAGAGAAUAUGCCACUUAUUAUUUAAAUUCGAAAAGCUGUAUCGAAAAGCUUGCCCUGUUCUUGAAACCUGUCAAUGGCAGUGUUAAUGGUACAGUGAAUGGAAAAGUCAAUGGCAGCACCCGUAAUGGUUCCGUCAACAGCAAUGGGAAUAAUGUCCUUACGAGACCCAUGCAGAGGAAGCUUGUGACAUUAGUUAACUGUCAAUUGGCUGAGGGUGAAGGAAGAUCUAGAGCCAUGCGUGCGGCCAGAAGCUUGGGAGAAAGGACAGUUACAGAGCUCAUUUUAUUGCAUCAACAAGUCUCAGCUAAUAUAUGGGCUGCUGUACGGAAUCGUGGUUGUCAGUUUUUAGGACCAGCCAUGCAGGAAGAAGCUUUGAAACUGAUUUUGUUGGCUCUUGAAGGUGGUGAGGCUUUGUCUAGAAAGGUUUUGGUCCUUUUUGUGGUCCAGAAGCUGAAAUCUGUGUUUCCACAGGCUUCUAAAACAAGUAUUGGCCAUGUAGUGCAGUUGCUUUACAGAGCAUCCUGUUUUAAGGUGAGUUUAUACUUUAUGCUCCAUUAAGGUGGAUUUCAGUAGAUGUCUGUUAAAUUGUCACUAAAAAGUGCACUGAGAUUUUUGUUAUGUAGGAAAUUGAGUAUGCUUGUAAUAUAUAUUAAAUGUAAUUAAGAGGUUUCUGUGUAUUUAAAAGUGUUGAACUUAAAAUGUUGACUCAAUUUUUUCAUUCAGGUUGAGGAAAAGAACAAUGAGCCAUCUUUGAUGCAGCUCAAAGAACAGGUACUGUUUCUUUGAAAAAUUUAAUGAGUGUUUUCAGAUGUAACUACCAUUCAAUUCACAUGUUGUAUAUUUCUUUCCAGGGAAUAAACAGUGGUCAAUGAUUGUGUUGGUUGUGCUUGUUAGACUCAAAAACAUUAUAUCAUUCCUUUUUUUUUUUUUUUUUUUUGCUAUUAGUACCGUACCUAUGAUGCACUACGGAAAGUACAUGAUGCACAGAUAGUGCAAAUUGCAACAGAUGCAGGGCUGCAUAUCCUCCCAGACAAGUGGUCCUCACUGCUCUAUGGUGACAUGGAUCACAAGUCUCACAUGCAAUCUAUCAUUGACAAGGUGUGUUGCUCAUUAUGGCUUCAACUUCAAUGAGGUAAAACUGUACAUUUAAUACAAUGGAUCUAAGCUAGUUUGAAAUAUUUUUGAUAUCACUAUUCAAGAUUUAAAGCAGCAGUGCUAUUAUUGUAUUUCUAUCAUGAGAAGACCUGUGAAUUUUUUAAUGGAGUGUUAUUGUUUGCAUCACAAUUUUAUCCCAAAAAAUGGUAGCAUUACAGUUAAAACUAAUUUCUUUAUUUUGUUUUCAGCUCCAAACCCCUGCCUCAUUUUCCCAGAGCAUCCAAGAGCUGAUCAUUGCCCUACAGAGAUCUGGUGAUCCUGGGAAUCUCUGUCAAAUGAGAGAUCAGUUUGAAUUACUGUCCCACAUUGAUGCAUCUCCAGGUUUGUGUAGCAGUCUCUUUUGAAAGAAUGGCAAGUUGUUGCAUACAGAAGCACAUGAAUUUUCAUUGACUGAAGCUUGAAUAAGUUCUUGACAUUAGUGGCCUGUUUUGGCCGAGUUGUUCACUACAGCUUUGGGAUCAUAUACAUGUAGACACCCCAGUUGCACAGUCAAAAUACAUGUACUUCAAGGCCAGAAACAAUUGCAUUACCAGUUGAGAUAACAUGUGUCUUUGAUUUUUUUUCCUGCAGAGGCAUCAUGUCCAGCUUGGGAUGAGCUAGAACAAGCCAUGGUUUCUGUACAUUCUGUGGUCCAUGGAUUUGUUGAUUUUUCAAAAGUGAGCGAUGGUGUUUUUGUUUUUCAAAAUAAAAUCCACUCAUUUCUUGAUUUGAGUCUAUUUUGAUUACAUGGAAACUACAUGAGAGCUCUUUUGGCAGAUGCAGGAUGAUCAUUGUGAUCAAUGUUGCUUUUGGUUCUGUUCUUUGAUAUUCAAAAGGCUAAUUUGAAACAUCUGCAGGUUCAUUGAUACAAAAGAGCAGAUUAAAAAAAAGAAAAAAAAACUAGAUGCAUGCAGAAGCAUCAAGAGCAGCUGUUGAACAUUUAAGGGUCUCCUUUGUUUAACAGACAAGUCUUGUAUUUCCAAAAAUUUAUCAUAACCAUCGGUAACAGUUUAGUAAUUUUAAAAGUACUGAGUAGUCUAAAGGAUGGAUUAUGUUUUUCCUUUAUUUUGAUGGUAUCAGUCACAUGGCAGAGGAAUGAAAGGAUCUGGUGAUCCACCACAAGUAAGUACAAUUUGAAGUUUUUGUUGUUGUUGUUAUUGUUGUUGUAAAUUUCUUUAAUUUCCAGUGAUCUUGAUUUAUACCCCGUUCACACCAAAACUUAAACAUGUUUAAAUCUUGUUUUGCUAAACUGGUUUUAUUAAACUACCUGUUCACACCGCGGGCGCGUGUAGCCAAACAUGUUUAAAACCGUGUUUAAUAAAACUACCUAAAUGAGGUUGUUUAACUUUCGUGUUUAACUAAACACAUUAAAGAUGGCGGUUGCCAAAAAAACCCGCGGAAGGAUUUGGGAAAACCAGGAAACGUUAUUGUUACUACAGAAGUGGGGGGACGAAAAUAUACAAAUGAAGUUAAUAUCUUGUACCAGAAAGAGGCCUAUAUGGCAAGAAAUAAGUGAUUUUAUUCGAGCGGCAGGCUACGAAGACCGUGAUGAAGAUGCCUGCAAAACAAGAGUACACACAUUAGUAAGUGCGUAUCGCUCCUACAAAGACGAAUGUGAGAAGACCGGAAACGGGACUCCAAAGAGGAAGCCGGCGUUUUUCGACGAAGUCGAUGAAUUUCUCUCAAAAAAACCAUGUACCAAACCGAAGGUUGUGGUAAAUUCUUCAAAAAUUAUCAUUGAGGCGGACAACGAAGAAGAAGACAAUGAAAAAAUUAAGAACGAUGAACCAAACGAAGAGUUGCCUUCCUUCAGCGGCGGCACCAGCGUCGGCAGCAGCAACAAAACAGCCGGCAAAUUUCCUCAACCAAACAAGGGUGAAUGUUUGACAGGUGAGCUUUGAAAACUUUCGCUGAUUGGAGGGUCAGACAAUAGGCCAAGAAAAUGUUUCAAUAUCGGCGCCUACGUUGUCUGUAAUCUCUAACAAAAUUUAUUGAUAAUUUUACUUCCAAGAUGAGUGGAGUUGAACAAAAAUAUUGAGAUAAGUAUUGGCUCAAACUUUAACUUCUGCCUUUAAAGAUUUCUUGUAUUCCUUCACAGAAAGAACAACAGAUGCUGGCAAGCCAUUUUUCAAACCCGCUACGAAGAAGCGGAAGGUGUCAACGACGGAUGCCUUAACACAAAUUGACAAGGCGUUGGAGGCAUUUGUUUCCUAUCAACAAGCUGCUGAUAGGAGUUUUCUUGCUGCAGAGGAGGCUCGUGAAAGACGAGAAGAAGAAAGGGAGGAGAGAAGAAGGAAGGAAGACCAGGAGUUUCUGCUGAAAUUGGCGCAGGUACUUCGAAAAUAAAAAGUACGUGUCUUCAACAAUUUAAUUUGCGAUCGUACCUGCGACAGUUUCAGUUGGUUUAGUUUUCGGCUUUAUUUAUGUUGUAAGUUGAACGAUGUUUCACGAAAUCUAAUGGCCGAUUCCCAGUCGUUGGAGAAGGUGCAAGAAAAAGAAGAAAACUAUAUUGAACUUAACACUUAGAUCAUUGAUGUUGACAUGCUCUGGUUAACUUUUCUUUACUUGAACUAAUUUUCUUCUAUAGUUGUCUUCAAUUGAAUAUGCUUUUUUUUUCUUUGAGAAAAUAAAAAUCGUUUUUUUCCUUUAAGUGUUAUUUUUAAUUUUCCGGCAGAGCCUAGUUGUUCAGAGGCCGAUUAACACUAAUCCAGGGUUAAAUUUUGAUUCAGCUUCUUUAUUUCUUUAUUCAGGAGUCUUUUUUGGGAUAAUUUUCCCUAUUCCUUUUAGACCAUCUAAUCAUCAAAUUGUAGACAAAAAAAAAGAAAAUGGAUUUCUUUUUAGAUUUUCAUAUUUGAAAUCAAAUUUCACACUAACCCUGGGUUAAGUUAAGCCACCUUUGAACGACCUGGCCCAGAGUAUUUAAAAAAUGCUCCGGAAAAUUAAUGAAAUAAAUGAAUAUUUUUGUGCACAGUGGUUAGGAUCUUUUGAAAAAUUGAUUUAAUAUUUGAAAUAAAGUUUUGAUCCACCUUUAAAAUGAUGAAAUUUGUUUCUGAGGUUCCAUCAGUUGUUCAGAGAGAGAGGGUCAAAUGAAUGAUGUCUUUUAAGUCUCCUUGAUAAAUUUACAACAGAGAGCUCUGUGUGUUUGUUUGCUUAAUUAUUCUUUCUUGUAAGGGACUAACCAAAAAGUCUGGUGUAUAAUUACACAGUCACUUGCAAUGGAACAAGAGCAAAAAGUUAGUGAAUUAAAUUAGUUUUGCUGACAUUAAUGCCAGCUGAGGCCAUGUCACUGAGUGAGUAGAUCUCCUUGCUAUUCGAACUGAACACUUUGAUCGAAAAAGCUGAGAUUGUCCCCCCCUCCUUCUUUAUGCCUACAUCUAAUACUCAGAGAGGAAGAUGCAAGUCUUGCACUCAAAUUAGUAUUUUAUGUGAACAUGUAGUAUGCAUGGCUAAAUUAGCAUAUGUCACACCGUGGGUUUCAAACUACUCCCUAAUUUUUUAGCAUAAUUUCAGUGCUAAUAUGUUUAUUUCACAUGUGAAAUGGCAAACUUGCAAUGACUGCAUCUUUAAUUGUUCUGAGAUGGUGUCCAGGUUUUGAAAUGUUCAAAAAAAAUGUGGGGGUUUCCAAGAACACCACAGACAAUCAAAGUUUGUCAUCAGUAAUUUUAAUUUACACAAUUGACAAUUUACUUUUCAAAUCUCAUUUAUACAACUGUAAUUACAAAUGGAACACUGUUUGACCCUCUUAGAGGAGUGUCCUUCAAAAGAUCUUGACUCUUCCAUUAUUUAUGAAACUAUUUGCACUGUAUACAAUAAACCUUAAAGGGAGAAAGUAUUCAUAUAAACGACUUUUUUGAGCUAGAGGUGCAAACUCUUUGAUGGAUUAUUUGCCUUAUGUUGAACACUCAUGUUCAAGUGAUGCAUGUGACAAUGAAUAUUUAUUUUAAGAAUCUUUUAAUUGCAUCUCUUAUUGCAACAGCAUUUGUGUUCUGCCUUUGGUUUGGAUCACCUGGACAAACUCCAGCAUGAAUGUGAAUAUCAUUGAGCCAUUGGUCAUCAAAAGACUCGUUUUGCAUCUCACAAUAAUUAUGUAAAACACAACACGCUGCGAUGACAUUGCAGGCAUUUUCAACUUUUAAGUCCAGUCUCUUCCCAAUGCUUCUGAACCUUCCUUCAAUCGACCAAAGGCAUUUUCAACAACUACUCUAGUCGUGCUGUGUUUUAUGUUGAAACUGCGUUCCUCCGGGGUCAGAUUUCCACGAUCAAUAUAUGGUUUCAUCAGCCAAUUGCUGAGAGCAUAAGCUGAGUCACCUAAUAUCAGGGGAGGAACUUGUACACCAGAUAUCAUCACCGACAUAUCGAGCGAAAGAAAACAACACAAGGCAAACAAUGGAGAGUUCUUGAAGACACGUGCGUCGUGUACUUUACCCGGCCAUCCAACACAUAUAUCAAGAAAUAGAUAAUUACAAUCUACUAGCCCCUGAAGGAUUAAUGAGUGGAAUCCCUUCCUGUUAACAUAAUCAUCUGGACUUUGCCGAGGUCCAAUGACUGGGACAUGGCAACCAUAGACUGCUGCAACCACCUGGGGAAAGCCCGCGCGACUUUUAAAACCUUCAAUUUUUUCUUGGACUUCAUGUUGAUUUUGGGGAACGUUUAUAUAAUUGGGAAGAAGAACGUUCACUAUCACCUCGCAUACCUGUCGCACAAUACCACAAACAGUGGAUUUUCCGACACCAAAUAGAUUUCCGAUCGUUCGAAAGUGAGCCGUGUCCGCGAGCCAAUAUAAUGUUAUGGCAACUCGAUGGCGCACUGUAAUGGCUUUCCUGUAAUUGGUGUCCCUUUUAGAGAUAUGUGGCGAAAGUUCUCGGCAAAGGCGAUUAAAUGCUUCUUUAGACAUGCGGAAAUUCUCAUUCCAGUCCUUUUCUUCCCAAUCUUGGCAAGUCUCUUCCCAAAAUAUCUGCGACCGGGGUUUUAGCCAAAUACGGCGAACAGGAAGAUGUCGGAGAAGAAAUCGAAGCAAAAAACGGAAAAACAAUGAUGAAACGAGACGUCUCCAACGGACAUAACGAUUAAACCGUCUCUCUGCGUUUCUCUGUCGGUUUUGUGUAAUUCUGAGGUUUUCCCUCAGCCGUGACUGCGCCAACAACAGCAGGAUAUUGUGAUUUAAACUUACCGCCAUUUUGAUUGCGUCUUUAAUUUUGUUGGCAACAAUUAAUAUCAAAACGAGGCUGCGCAUUACCUAACCCUUAGUCUAGCUAACUGUAGUCUUAUUUGUGCGUUAGUUCAGGCAGGUGUACCGGUAAACUUGGUCUAGAUUGUCCUUAAGAGUCAAGUAGUAAGCCUAUUAUUUACAUCUUUGGUUCUUUUCAGGAUAGUAGCAAUUUUUUUCCUUUUCUUUUUUAGUCACACAACAACAAGUUCAAAACCAGUAUGUGCAGAGAUCACACUUGGGGGAGAUGUCCUAGAGGUCCCCGCUGUACAUUUGCACACACAAAGGAGGAGCUAGAGAAGUGGGUGUUGAUCUGAUUCUUUGCUUUAAAGUUUGCAAAUUAAUGUUUUUCAUGCUAAGCUAUUCUCAGGUCCAAAUAUUAAUGUGUGUUUUUUUUGUUGCAUUAUCCUAAAGUCUAAUUUCCAAAUCCUACAAUAAAUAUUUGGACAUGAAUCACAAAUGACCUCUUACUGACUAGCAUUAUCAGCCAUGUCCCAAAUUCAAGUUUCCUUCUAUGAUCAUGGGCUGUUUAUUAUGUCUUGGAAAAAUGAUAAUAAAUACUGAUCUAAACAUGAUUUUUUUCAACGACCAGGGUUUGAGCAGUAAUCCUUGUUCUUCAUUAACGCGCGUCACUUUUAAUCGCAGGUUUGGUAAAAGAAGAGCUCAGAGGCCUCGGCCCUUACCCAUUGGUAGAGGACCAGCACCAUCUGUGGCACCAGAUCAGUUUUCACCCCUUGAAAAUGGUUGUGAUGGCAGUCCAACAGCUACCCAGGCUCCUACAAAUUGUGUCAACGGCUCUGCAAGAUCAUCUCCUCUUUAAAUUUCUCCUGGUAAGGAGAGAUGAAAAUUUUUGUUCAUCUGUUUCUUUGGUGUGGAAGUAAUUGCUUCCGCGUAUAGGGGGAAUAUGCAUCUUCAAGAAACUGUAGAUUACUAAAUAAAUUUGAAGUUAAUAGUGUUUCAAAUGAUAUUUGUUUUGACGGUAAAGAUCUUCCUAAGGAGACCUGAUCGCUGACGAGAUGUCCUAAGAGAAUGGCUGUUUUGGCUUAAGCCAUAAAAAAGUUGAAACAUGUUCCCUGUUAUUCUUUCAUUUUUGUUUAGUUUGAAAGUAAUAGAUAAGAAUCAAUUCAACCAUUGGCGAAAGAUCUUUUUAUCCCCUUUUUAGGGUUUUUAUUGUAUUGGCUAACGUGACGUUCUUCACGAUGGGCGACUUUUUUCCUGUCUGUGCGUCAAAGUUUCGGUGUUUCGCAACGAGUCAUUUAGAGUUGAGAAGUGUUAAACUGAUUGUUGACAGUGGUCUGUCGAGUUCUCUUUUACAAAUUCAGAUAAUGUUGUUCUGACUUGCAAAUGUGAUAAAUUAGGUUUUGCUACUGUGAUUACUAAUCGAAAUGUGCUCCAUGACAGAUAUCCCUUUUCUUUUCAGUACUACCAGGGCCUUGAUCUUCCCGAGGAUUAGCUGAAAAAACGUUUGAAGCAUUGUUCUCGUCACCGAGCGAAGUUUUCACCACCACCGUCCACUCCUCCAGGUUUUUAGAACUCAAGCUUUCCGGAUACCCAAGAGCAUAUGGAUAAGGGCUAUUUAAAGACCGAGUCGGAAGCACCGGCUCCGAAGAGACUUCGGAAAACACGACGGAAUAGGAUCGCAAAGUGAGGAGUCUUUUCGAAGAUUAACAAUGAAUUGCGAAGUUGACAUGAAGAUAUCUCGAUCGCUGAUUGCUCGGAUUAUCCGGCAUGUGGUAACGAAGAAAACUGAUUGGUGGAAGAUGACAUGAGGCAUAAUGCAAAUUAAGAAUUGUAGUUUAUACAAGCCUCAUUUAAACCAGAAUGUAUUGCUUGUCAAUUUUUUUCUUAAGUAUGUACCUGGAAUAUUCAAGUGUCGGCAAGAGGAAAGAAAGAAAAAAGUUGUCAGUAGCGAAAUUUGCUGGUAUUGAUGGUGUCAAUUACUUGGUGGGAGAUUGGGGGAUACCCCCCCUCCCCCCACCUUAAGUAUUCCCUUGAAAUGGUACACGUCAAAGAAUUUUUUUUUUCGCUCGGUAUCUGUAUUCACCUUUGUUUACCUUUUCCGUCCUUUUAAAGUUUCAAGAAACAAAGAUGAAUGCUUGGUCAUGAGGCGAAAUAAGCUGCUCUUUGUGUAUUAGAUAUGAUUCCAUCUCUUUUCGUGGUUGACUUUCCUUUCAAUGUGAAGAAUUGUGAAUCCUGUGUUUGGUAUCGCGAAUGAAAGCGACAACUUCUUCCAAGUCGUUCACUUCCUCUGUUCGGCGAGGUUUAAUCCUCACUCCACGACUGCAAUGAAAAAGGCGUAUUGAAAAUAAAAGCGACAUAUCGAAAAUGUAAUAUUAAAUGUAAUAUUAAAAAGGGAUCAGACGAUCAUAAAAAAUUAUGAAAUGGG
Molecule: messenger RNA, 16277 nt
Organism: Pocillopora meandrina
Lineage: Eukaryota; Metazoa; Cnidaria; Anthozoa; Scleractinia; Pocilloporidae
Source: the annotation of a GenBank genome assembly